CUUCAUCUCAAGCAUGGACCUUGCAGCAAUUCUUGCUUUCUCUAUUUUCUUUGCUCAAACUGCAAGGCUGUCAUGUUUCAAAUAAUAGCAGCAUGAUCCACCGCACGAGCGCGACAUAUGUUAGCAUCAGAUCCAGGAAAAAGCCAUAAAUGGUUUCAUAACUAACACACAUUUCUGGGAGGGUGUUAAUCAUUUCCUUUUAUUGGGAACACCUUGGCCUUCUAGCCGCAAUGCUGUUCUUGUAGGCAUUUCAACAAACAGGUCGUACGCAUUUCUUUCUCGCGACAUUUUCAUCGUCGUUCAGCGCUGGCAUGUUCCAAUUAUUAAUACCAUGAUCUCACAUUUAUCACCACACGAGCAUCUUACCAUUUUUUUUUUUCUGAAUAAUCAACGCCGUUACCUGGAACACCAUUGUGAACCAAGCUCACACACGUGCUCGCAUUGUGGGUCUCUGUGCGCAACGUGAUUCUUGUAGCCAUUACCACAACAGGUGGUGAUCAUUUUCUUUUUUUUUGUCCUAAUUUUUAUUGUUCUUUAUUGCUCUUGGUCAAUGAGAUGCAUCACUCUUCAUUAUUAUCCAUGGCUAUUAAAAAAGUAAAGUUGCCUUGAGCUCCCCUCAGCUAUAGGCCAUUUUUUUAUUGACUAUUUCUUAAAUGUUAAUUUUUGUUUCAUAUUACAAAAAAACUAUUAAUUUUAAUGAUUCGUGUGCUAGAACUUUGUUACUAGCAGUUGAAGCUUGACAUUAUUGCACGAGCAUGAGUAAAGGGAAAACACACACAAGGUGUUUGUGGAAAUACCUACAAGAACCACAUUGCCACAUUGGCACCACAUGAGAACUCAGCUGGCCAAGAUUCUUGGUGUCUCGUCAUGUAGACAAUUGUUGGGCUCUGUUUAUAAGUAGAGAAGAGCCCAAGAAUCUAACCAACACAAACUAACUCUUGCUUCUAUAAUCUGAUCUUCUCGCAUUUGGCGAACAACAAGAAGAGUGUUACGCCAAAUGGCUUGCCAUCUCAGAUCCAUCAGCUUGCCCUCGAGAUCGCAUUCUGUCGAGCUCAGGUGCGAAGAAGAGCUCAAAAAGCUGAAGGCUUGUGUGGUCACAUUGUCAGCAACUGCCGAGACGAUGUGCGAUGGAUUAAGGGGUGGUCUUGGAGAUUUGUAUGAAUGUAUUGAGGAGGCUCUUCGCUUACCGAGCAACCAAAAUGCUCUUUCCUGUCCGCACCAAAAGGAAUUGGUCGAAGCGGAGCUCGAAUGCUCUAUCAGAUUGUUGGACCUUUGCGGUGCAAUGAGGGAUAAUUUGGGUGCAAUGAAAGAGCAUGUUCAAGAUGUCCGAUCGGCCCUUCGAAGAGCAGAUGAUGCAGCUAUUGAAAGCAAAAUGCAGGCUCUCAUUCGUUUGACUAAGAAGGCGAACAAGGAUAUCAAGACGCAAAUCAGUAAAAACCGCGGAGCUACUUCUCAUAGCAAAGAGGAUCAUGAUGUACCGACAACGGUUAAACUAUUGAAAGAAUCAAGAGAGAUAACCGUCUCCCUCCUCGAAUCUGUUAUAUCAUUUUUGUCCACCAAAACGGCGAAACCAAAGACUAGCAAGUGGUCACUUGUCUCAAGGACAUUGAGCAAGAGGAAAGUGGCAUGUGGAGAAGAGCACGACGGCGGCGAUGCCUCAAUCUUGUCAUCUUAUGCCUUUAAGGAUAACGAGGAGAAGAGAAUGAAGGCGCACAAUCAAUUGCAGACAUUGGAGACCACCAUUGAAGGUAUAGAAACAGGAUUAGAAUGCUUGUUUAGGCGACUAAUCCAAAGUAGAGUCUCACUCCUAAAUGUCCUCAGCUUGUGAAUUCCCUUCGAUCUUGCCACCCUAAACCCAACUACAACCAUCCAUUUUGUAAAGGAUUGGUUGAUCUACUUCAAAUAUUUCCCCAUUUGUAUACAUUUCAGAGUGUAUAGUAUGUUGUUCCAAGUUGAAUUAUAUGUAUAACGUACAC
Molecule: messenger RNA, 1976 nt
Organism: Ananas comosus (pineapple)
Lineage: Eukaryota; Viridiplantae; Streptophyta; Magnoliopsida; Poales; Bromeliaceae
Exons: 1
Coding region: 998-1828 (276 amino acids)
Biological process (GO): shoot system development; root development
Source: RefSeq, a predicted model, not a curated record